CUGUUUUGACCGUGUAUGCGGUGUUUUGCCUCAUGUGUUGGUCCGGCUUGGUAGAAUAAAUAGUAGUAUUAGUAAGUCACUGACAACAUUGUGCAGAAACAUAUGAGUUUUAUUUAUGAUUUAAAGCCCCCUGACUGCUGGUCUCAGGUUAGAGAGAGUGACACGAAGUGAUGAGCUCUUUGGUCUACACACAAACACAUACUGAGGCCGAAGUUCAGCUCCUCCGCUGGAAGUAGGGCAGGCUGGCGAGUAGCAGGCUGAUACAGCAUAUGUGGGCUUUUUUUGUGUAACUAUAGCUUGGGGCAUUGGAAAAGUCUGUCUGCCUUUAAAACGUGUUUAUAGAAGCUUGAGAACAUUCGGAGGCUAAUUUGUAGAAAACCCCACGCUGGACUUCAGCCACAAUUCCUUCAGAAUGAAAAUGCUGCGGAAACUGUCCUCCAGUUUAAGGCGACACAUUUCAACAUCUUGCAGAUCUUACAGAUAUGAUAAACUGUUUAAAGUUCACCCCAGUGUGCGUGAGGCUCUGGCUGAACACCGGCCUGUAGUAGCUCUGGAGAGCACCAUCAUCACCCACGGGAUGCCAUACCCUCACAACCUGAGCACAGCCAAGGAGGUGGAGGCCAUUGUGAGGGCCAAGGGGGUGACCCCAGCCACCGUGGGAAUUCUGGACGGCACCAUUCAUGUUGGUUUAUCUCCAGAGGAGCUGGACUUCAUGUCCCGCUGUAAAACAGCCCUGAAGGUGUCCAGGAGGGAUUUGCCAUAUGUUAUCAGCAAGGGUCUGUCUGGAGGCACCACUGUCUCAGGCACGAUGAUCGCAGCCCACAGAGCGGGGAUUCAUGUUUUUGUGACUGGAGGGAUUGGUGGAGUGCACAGAGAUGGAGAGAAUUCUCUGGAUGUUAGUGCAGAUCUGACUGAACUCGGACGCACUCCUAUCGCAGUGGUGUCCGCUGGGGUGAAGUCCAUCCUGGACAUUGGACGAACCCUGGAGUUUUUGGAAACUCAGGGGGUCUGUGUAGCCACGUAUGGAAAGUCAAAAAGUUUCCCAGCUUUCUUCUCUCCUUCAAGUGGUUUCACAUCACCUUACAGUGUCCACAAUGCAGAAGAAGCAGCUGAGCUUAUUGCAAGCACCCUGUCUCUAGGCCUGCAGAGUGGUGUCCUGCUGGCUGUGCCCAUUCCAGAAGAGCAUGCUGCUGCUGGACAGGAGAUAGAGGGCGCUAUUCAGGCUGCAGUGACUGAGGCCAGACUGAAAGGAAUCUGUGGAAGAGAUGUUACUCCCUUCAUCCUGCAGAGAGUCAGUGAGCUCACUGAAGGCCAGUCCCUCCAGGCCAACAUAGCUCUCAUUCAUAAUAAUGCUAAAGUGGGAAGUGAGAUAGCCUGUGCCCUUUCUGAGCGUAUGAAGAAAUGCCAGAGUGGACCCAGAGGAAGCAGUGAGAUCCUGGAGGAGAAGAACCAGCCCUCAAAACCUAAACCUGUUGUCAUUGGUGGUGUAAAUGUUGACUGCAUCGCUAAAGUAACAAAGAAGUUACUGUUUGGACAGACAAACCCAGGGAGUGUGUGCCAGUCAUUUGGGGGAGUGGGUCGGAAUAUUGCAGACUGUCUUAGCAGACUGGGGCACAAACCUCUCUUCAUCUCAGCUGUUGGAACGGAUACCCAUAGCGAUGCUGUGCUCAACUACUGUAAGCAUAUGGACACCAGUGCAGUUGUGAGACUGGAGGGUCAGAGGACUGCCACCUACUGUGCUGUAAUCACUGAAAGUGGAGAGCUGAGUCUGGGACUGGGAGAUAUGGACAUCCACCAACAAAUCAAAGAGCAACAUGUUUGCCAGUAUGAGGAACAGCUGUCCUCAGCAUCUCUUAUCGUUCUUGAUGGUAACAUUCCUGUUUCUACAAUCAACUACGUCUGCAGCGUUGCCAAGAAACAUUCAGUUCCAGUGUGGUAUGAGCCCACUGAUGCUGAUAAGGCCUGCAAGCCCUUCCUGUCAGAAAGCUGGAAGGCUCUCUCUUACACAUCCCCCAACUUAGCAGAGCUGUGCACCAUGAACCGCACUCUUCACCUGCCUACACCAGAAGUGCUACCAGACUCUCCUGAGGAUGUGUUGAGCUGUGCAGCGUCUCUCUCUCGCCCUCUGCUGGAGCAUCUUAAUUGUGUGGUGGUGACACUGGGUUCGUUGGGAGUGUUGGUGUGUGGAGAGUAUGAAGCAGGAUCAGUCCGUCUGCAGCCACGAAAACACCAGCGGAGAGGAAGGCUGUGUGCUGUGUACUAUCCUGCACUGGCAGUUCGUUCUGAGGAGACAGUGAAUGUGUCUGGAGCGGGAGACAGUCUUGCGGGUGGGAUGAUGGCAGGGAUCUUGCAGGGGAAGGACACACACAGCUGUAUGCACAUGGGCCUCCUCGCUGCACGCCUCUCUCUCUUCUCUCCUCACCCCAUCACUCCAUCUCUGACUUCAGAUGCCAUCCACCCAGAGAGGGCUCAUUCUCAGCCAUGGCCAAAACCCACCUGCAUGUGGAUGGAGUCAUAACAGACUAAACUGUUAUAAUAAUCCCAUAGAAGCCUCUAAAAAACAUGGCAGAGAUGAAUGCUGGAAAGAUUUUGAACAUUCCACUGUGCCUUCUUAGCUAAUUUACCAUCUUCAUACUGGAUUCGAUGAUGGGGUGUUGUGUAAUUAGAAUGUUGUAUGUCAUUUUAGAUGAAAGUCUGCUGAACUGUCCUAGUGUUUCCACUAGAUUACCAUUGUCUUUAUCAUGCUAUAUUAUGCAUACAGUUUAAUUGCUAGAGUUGCUUUUUAAGUCUACCUCAUGCCCAGACUGUGGCACUAGCCAACAUGUUACAUUGAUUGGUCACUCAUCAUUCUGAUGCUAAUGUACAGUAAAGCCAAUUCAUUCAUGUUCCAGGGUUAAAUUUCCAUAUUUUAGUCAUACAUUUUAACCAGUCAAUAUUUUAGAGCAUACUGCACAGUAAAUAAUCCCAAUUCUUGUUUUAGGAGUAUAUCGUCAUUGUCUAAUAAAAAAAACUAAACUCCCUACCUGGCUAAAUAUGGAUCUUCUUAAUUGGAAGUCAAUGCAAAAAGAGUUAAUUUUAGAUCAUUUUGAAAAAUUUAUGUAUGUUUCUCCAUUCAUUAAAAAAAAAUUGACACAGUCUUAAUAUUUGAGAAAACAAAAAAUCAUGAAAUGUGGCGAUGCUUGUUUUUUGUAGAACAUUGAUUUGUUCUUGCUGCAGAUAUUCUAUCAAGUAAUUACACACAUCCAUUUUAAUCU
Molecule: messenger RNA, 3254 nt
Organism: Astyanax mexicanus (Mexican tetra)
Lineage: Eukaryota; Metazoa; Chordata; Actinopteri; Characiformes; Acestrorhamphidae
Product: Indigoidine_A and YeiC_kinase_like domain-containing protein
Exons: 19
Coding region: 413-2518 (701 amino acids)
Molecular function (GO): kinase activity; pseudouridylate synthase activity
Source: RefSeq, a predicted model, not a curated record